UGAUGUCACUGUGUUUUGUUUGGUGGCAGGAAGUUUAUAGUCCCCCCCCUCAACACAAAUAAUAAUACCUUUGUUAUAUUAUGGGUGUUUUUAUUCUUAUUUGGAAGAUUGUCAGAGAAAUAGGCAAAGUAACGACUUACUGUUGAAGUGUUUGAAAAAAAGACCAAAUGGCAAAGCAACCUUCUGAUGUAAGUUCUGCGUGUGACAGAGAAGGUGGACAAUUACAGCCCACGGAGAGGCCUCCUCAGCUCAGGCCUGGGGCCCCCACCUCUGUACAGAUAGUGCCACAAGGUAAUCCUGAAGGCGACGGUGACCGCUGCCCUCACGGCAGCCCUCAGGGCCCGCUGGCCCCACCGGCCAGCCCUGGGCCUUUUGCUACCAGAUCCCCGCUUUUCAUCUUUGUGAGAAGAUCCUCCCUGCUGUCUCGAUCCUCCAGUGGGUAUUUCUCUUUUGACACAGACAGGAGCCCGGCACCCGGGAGUUGCGACAAAUCAACACAAACCCCAAGUCCUCCUUGCCAGGCCUUCAACCAUUAUCUCAAUGCAAUGGCCUCCAUGCGGCAGUCUCAGGCCCUACCUGCGGACCUGCGCCCGGAGAUGUGGAUCGCACAGGAGCUUCGGCGGAUCGGGGACGAGUUCAACGCCUAUUACCCACGGAGGGUCUUUUUGAAUAAUUACCAAGAAGCAGAAGGUCCCCCCCACAUGGUUGUCUUAAGGCUGUUGCGUUACAUUCUCCGUCUGGUGUGGAGGCUGCAGUGACGACGGGUUCCCUGCGGAGCCGAGAUGUGUGCAGACAUUUCACUUGUUCAAGCCGACGAGCCGGCGUCGCGGCCGCCGUGGUUCCCGGAGGGGCCGCUGUGUCCCGACACGUGGGGCCGCGUGCGGACUUGACCUUACUGGUUCAUCGCCACGUGGCAGAGUCUGAUGGAAUUUGUGAUGAAUGUAAAUGAGAGCGUAUUUUCUUUUUUUAAAAAAUGUACUGAUCAUGGUUCUUUGGAGCAGGAUUUUAUGCAAGAAGGGGGUAUAAGAGCAGGUUUUUGAAAAAAGGAAAUGGUAAUUUUUAACCAACUCCUAAAUGAAUUUUUACUAAAAAUUUAAGAACCUAAAAUUGUAAACUCAAGUGGAAACUGAGCCAGCUAAUUUCCAAAGCUGCCUUAGUUUAUUUUUACAGGCUACUGUACAGAAUUUUUUAACAUGAGAGGUAUGUAUGAUAAGGCCCCUCCCUGCCUACCGUUGCCUCUCUCACCUUUUUUAAAUCAUUGUUACCAAAAAAUUCUUAUAAAAUGGAACUGAUUAAAGGGGCAGAGGGUCUUUCGUCAGCCUGUGUUGAUAUGCCACUCCCAUUUUGUAAAUAUUUACUUACCUCCUUAAAUUCAGUUGCAUCUGUGGCAAAAUCUCAGCCUCUCUGUGUGUUCCCUUCCUUACCUUCUUCUGUGAUGCUCCUCUCGUCCGUCUUGGGUGCUGAUCCACAAGUGGGGUCCAGUCCGUCUUCCUGAUAAAGUGUAACUGGGUCAGAACGUGACUUGGAAUGCGCCUGUGUCAUCCACAGCUCAGUCAGUCGGUCCAUUGGUAGCUUACUGACUGGGAAGUGCUUGGUACUGGCUCCACGUGGUUUGGUGGGCUGGCGUUGCACAAGUGUUCUGCAGAGGUGAUAGUGGUGAUAACACAGACACAGUAUUAGGGCCCUUGGCACUGUCGGCUUUUCUGGGUGCAGGCUGUCCCCUCAUCCCAGGAGGCACUCUCAGCGUGAGGUCCCAGGUUGGCUCACGUGCCCACCUGCAGCUGAAUUUGGCUGCAGGUGUCUAAGCUGGAGUCCUUGUGGGAAUGGGCACAGGCCGUGGGCAGGGCUUUGGAUGGCCGUUUCCUGGGCAUCCUUGCUUUUCACCCAACUCAGAGUCGAUCUGGCCUUUGAUGCCCACCACUUGGUUCCCGCUCUUCUAUAUCCACUCUGAAAUGCAGGCUAAUUCAUCUCUGAGCAGUGCCAUGAAAAACUGCAGGCCUAAGUCCGAAACGGUCCUUCCUGACAGAUGUCUACUUGGUCUUUUCUCUUGGGACAGGUGGGUCUUGUCAGGCCUCCCUGUGUGUUCACUUCUUCCUCCACGCUGGCCUGUGAGGAUUGCCGUGAGUGGGGUUCUGGUGGGGAGGGGUGGUCAGUCAUUUCAAAGGCAUUUAAACAAUGGGGAAGACCCAAGACGGACAGGUUAGAGAGCAGGGAAGGAAGGGGAAGGUGCAGAUCAUUCUGUGAACCCCGUACCUCCUACAGUUUUUGAAACC
Miniopterus natalensis is the source of this 2273-nucleotide messenger RNA. It is a transcript of the gene BCL2L11, whose product is annotated as BCL2 like 11. The record is from RefSeq and is a predicted model, not a curated record. NCBI's taxonomy places the organism in Eukaryota, Metazoa, Chordata, Mammalia, Chiroptera, Miniopteridae. Gene Ontology annotation, biological process: meiosis I.